Messenger RNA from Mercenaria mercenaria, 363 nucleotides. Its product is annotated as prostatic spermine-binding protein-like. The coding region runs from base 1 to 363 and encodes 120 amino acids. Lineage: Eukaryota; Metazoa; Mollusca; Bivalvia; Venerida; Veneridae. The record is from RefSeq and is a predicted model, not a curated record. The transcript is spliced from 2 exons.
AUGUUAACAUUAGAUAACAAUGUCUACGACAGCGAUGAUGAUAAUGAUGAUGAGGAUGAAGCUGACCACGACGAUGAUGAUGAUAAUGAUGAUGAUGAUGAUGAAGCUGACCACGAUGACAAGAAGGAGAAGGAAGAUGUUGAUGAUGGUGAUGAUGAUGACGAUUGCGAUGAAGAUGAUAAUACAAAUGCUGCCGUUGAUGAUGCUGACGACGAUGGUAAUGAUAGUGGUUAUCUAGUCGACAACGGUGAUGGUAACGAAGACGAUGAUGAAAAUGAAAAUGAUGGUGAUGAUGAUGAAUACGAUGCCGACGAUGAUGAUUAUAUUUUUGCUGCUGCUGCUGUUGCUGAUGAUGCUGUAUAA